Molecule: messenger RNA, 9065 nt
Organism: Paramormyrops kingsleyae
Lineage: Eukaryota; Metazoa; Chordata; Actinopteri; Osteoglossiformes; Mormyridae
Product: pappalysin-1-like
Biological process (GO): proteolysis; cell surface receptor signaling pathway
Molecular function (GO): metalloendopeptidase activity; protein binding
Source: RefSeq, a predicted model, not a curated record
AAAUAGCAGUCAUGGGUUACCUGUGACUUCACACGGCGGGGUGGGAAAAGGCCGAAACUUCAGAGCGGCUUGUCACAGUUUUGCAAAGACACAGGGAAAAAAAAGUCUGAGCUUCUGAGGCGGACGCUCAACUCCGGCACGUCAAGUGGUUGCUGCUUCAGACAAAUCAGUGAUGAUUCCCGAUGCUGAAUAGUCUGCUACCCUGCGCGCUUGCCAGACCGCUCCUGCAUUUUAAUAUCACAGAGCCAACUUUGGGAAGUCCACACUGGCUUUCAGAAAUUGCGGCCGGGCGCCUUUCGCUUUUGCUUUUUAAAUGCACUGGUGUGAUUUUAAAUACUGUUUUACGGGGUGGAUAUAAGGAAACGUCAACCAAAAAAAAGCUGUGACAAAUUGCACCAACUGAAUUAUUAUAGAUUCUGGUGAUCGGCGGGAGAGAAAAUGAAGGGGUGUUCUGACCUGUCGACCCUGAUUGAUUACUUAUUGCAUAUCCCCCUUGGGGACAGUGGAGUACUUGCGUGAACGCACCGUUCCCUUUCGACCCAUGCUUAAGUGUUUUACUUUUUGCUUAAGGGGCAAAAAAGGGGGUCGUGGCUUAACAUUAUAAGGGAAAAAAAAUAACAGCAUCGCCUUAUUGGUUUGUCAGGCAAGAAUCUGUUUCUUUGACAAGCUGUUAUAAAAUCAAGUGGAAGAGCCGGUGAAGAGGAAUAUUCUUGAGAUAACACCCGAGACUUUAUUUAUUUCGUCUCAUUGUUUGUUUCUGUAAGAAUUCAUCAUUGCUCCCCCUUGAAAAUGAAACUUUGGACAAUUCUCCCAUGGCUUUCCUGCCUUGCGAUAUUCGUCUUGAGUUCUGGAUCAGAGUGCGGGACGGUCUGGACAAAGGGAAGAUCUAAAAGGGAAUUGGUGCGCAUUAGGGAAGCCAGAACUACCUUCCCUGGGGCUUGUGCUACACGCUUGCCCCGGGGCAAACGCUCCUUGCCCGGAGUGGACCGCCGAUCGCCUCACCAGCACCGUCGCUCCUCCCAAGCGCAGGAGAGUUCUCUGGGUCGGGGGAAAGCUGUUUAUUUUACGGGCAGGGGAGACCAGAUACGACUUAAGCCCAAUGUGGAGAUACCCCGAGGAAAUUUUACCCUGGAAAUGUGGAUCAAACCGGAGGGAGGCCAGCGAUCCCCUGCUGUAAUCGCAGGUCUAUAUGAUAAGUGCUUCUAUGCCUCCAGCGACCGUGGCUGGUUGCUGGGCAUGAAGGCUGUGAGUGAGCAGGGCAACCGGGACCCUCGCCUGUUUUUCUCUCUGAAGACGGACCGCGCCCACAAAGCCACGUCUAUCACCUCCAAUGCGCGGUACCUCCCCAACCAGUGGUCCCACGUGGCUGUCACCUACAAUGGACUGUACAUGAAGCUGUUUGUGAACGGUGCCCAGGUAGCGGUGAGCCGUGAGCAGUCCGGCGAGGUCUUCAGCCCUCUCACCAAGAAGUGCAAGGUCCUGAUGCUUGGUGGUAACGCCCUUAGCCACAAUUACCGGGGCUCAGUGGAACAUUUCAGCCUGUGGCGCCAGGCCCGGUCCCAGCUGGAGAUUGUGAGGGACAUGCACAGCCGCCAGCCGCAUGGUGACGUUUCUGAACUGGUCUUGAACGAGAUCUUUGAAUACCCAGCGCGCAAGUGGCUAACGGUGAAGGAUGGCUCCUUCCCCCAAGCAGAGGGUGAUUUCGGCAAGGCUGGCCCGGGUGAAGGGGUGGUGGCAGCGUCCCUGGACACAGUUCUGGAGCCGCCUCCGUGUGGCCAGACAGUCUGUGACAAUGUUGAUGUGGCCACCAACUACAACCGCUUCUGGAGUUUCCGCAGACCCAAGACCGUGCGCUACCGGGUGGUCAACGUGCAUGACGACAACGGCCGCAAGCCCAGCGUCACUCCGCAGCAGGUGAACCUGCAGCACCAGCACCUGAACGAGGCUUUUGCCGCCUACAACAUCACCUGGGUGCUGAGCGAGCACAAGGUGUUUAAUUCCUCGCUGCGCGAGCGGCUGGUGCUGGCCAACUGCGACAUCAGCAAGGUGGGUGACGAGGAGUGUGACCCCGAGUGCAGCCACACCCUCACAGGCUUCGACGGAGGCUAUUGUAAGAAGCAGAAGGGCAGCUGCCCCAGGCACAAGCUGGGGAACGGGCGCUGUGACCCCGAGUGCAACUGGGACAACUACAGCUACGACAGUGGGGACUGCUGUAACCCCAACGUCACCGAUGUCACUAAGAACUGCUUCAAUCCAGCUUCGUCCCUCAGGGCUUACAUGGACGUGAAGGAGCUGAAGGAGAUUCUCAAGCUGGACGGCUCCACACACCUCAACGUGUUCUUCGCCAACUCCUCGGAUGAGGACCUGGCCGGGGUUGCCACUUGGCCGUGGGAUAAAGAAGCUCUGACACAUUUAGGUGGGAUCGUGCUGAAUCCCUCCUUCUACGGCACCUUUGGCCACACCCACACCAUGAUCCACGAGAUCGGCCAUAGCCUGGGCCUCUACCACGUCUUCCGCGGCGUCUCCGAGGUAGAGUCCUGCAACGAUGCCUGUCUGGAGACGGAGGCCUCUCUGGAGACGGGUGACCUGUGUGCUGAUACCAACCCCACGCCCAAGUACAAGCACUGCUGGGACCCCGAGCCAGGCAACGACACCUGCGGCCGUCGCCACUUCUCCCACACUCCCUUCCACAACUACAUGAGCUACACAGAUGAUGACUGCACAGACUCCUUCACGCGGAACCAGGUGGCAAGGAUGCACUGCUACCUGGACCUGGUCUAUCAGGCCUGGCAGCCUGCCAGCAAGCCGCCCCUCAUUCCCAUGCCCCCCCAGGUAGUGGGGCAGGACCAGGAUUCCAUCACACUGGAGUGGUUCCCUCCCAUCACCGGUGACUUCUACAACAGAGAUGUGGGAUCAGUAUGUGACAAAUGCACAGAGGGGAGGAUCCUCAUCCAGUACGCCUCCAACUCGUCGUCACCCCGCCCGUGCUCCCCCUCUGGACACUGGAGUCCCCGGGAGGCUGAGGGACCCCCAGAUGUGGAGCAAGCAUGCGAACCCAGUGUGCACACAUGGAGCCCCAAUACAGGCAUGGAGCCCAGCACUGUGGGCCCCCCGCCCUGCCCACUGCAGGGCUGCAUGCUCCAGCUGGAGUUUCCCUACCCGCUGGUGCCGGAGUCUCUCACCGUCUGGGUCACCUUCUUCUCGCCUGAGGAGAGCCAGCUGCCGGCCAUUCACAACAUCCUGCUGCUGACGGUGAGCGGGCAGAACGUGUCGCUGGGGCCGGCACAUGUGUUCUGCGACACGCCGCUCACGCUGCGCCUCUCGGUGCACGAGGAGGUGUACGGCGUGCAGUUCUUCACCACGGAGCAGCACCUGGAGAUCGACGCCACAUUGCUGGCCUCCCGGCCCGACUGCCCUCUUUGCCGUGACUGCCAGCCUCUCCGCUACCGCCUUCUGCGACAUCCGCCAUUCCACGAUGCCCCGCUGGGCCUGGACAUGCCAGACACCAGCCGCAGAUAUGUGGACAGGGAUGUGAAAGCCGGGACAGUUUAUACGUACAGAGUGUUGACCUUCUCUAGAGAGAUGGAGAGUGUGCCUUCCCCUGAACUGACUCAUGAACUCGGAGCGCCUUACUGUGGAGAUGGAGUCAUUCAGAGGUUCCUCGGGGAGGAGUGCGACGACAGGAAUCCUGUGAAUGGGGACGGAUGUUCUAGUCGGUGCAAGAAGGAGCCGUUUUUCAACUGCGUCGAUGAGCCCAGCCUGUGCUACUUCUAUGAUGGCGACGGCGUGUGCGAGGACUUCGAGCAGGAGAGCAGCGUACGGGACUGUGGCCUCUACACUCCCAGCGGCUUCUUGGACCAAUGGGCCCAUGCAGUGGAGGUGUCCCACGAGGAACGUCUGCACUGUCCUGCUGAGGUGGCUGCUGGGUACCCUGCUCUGACCAAGACCUGCCAAUCCAAAGUGUUCGACCUAUCAGAUGGGGUGUCUCAAUACGCCUGGUUCCCCUGUCGGGAGUCCCCUCAGCCGAGCUGGCAACCACAGUACUGGCUCAAGGCAUACUUCUCCCAUCCCAUGGUGGCCGCGGCGGUUAUCAUCCACCUGUCUGCCGAUGGGACCAGCUACAGUGACCAGACGCAGCGCAAUGUCACCGUUCAGCUGGUGGACACCAACAGCCAGUUCCAUAACUUAGGAGACUGGCGCCUGAGCUGCCGGAACAACCCCCUGGUGAUCCCGGUGGUCCACGACCUAAGCGUGCCCUUCUACCGCACCCAGGCCAUCUUGGUGCUCUUCAGUUGGCCCCUGGUGGCUAUCUCUGGUGUGGGUCUGCGCUCCUUCCAAUAUUUUGACCCCAUAACCAUCAGCGGCUGCCAGAGCAACGAGAUCUACAACCCCAUGGGUCAGAGCUGCGUGCAUUACUCCUGCGAGGCUCUCGAUUGUGUCGAGCUGCUGGUGCGAAACGCCGCUGUGCAGUGUGCCGGUCUGAAGAACUUCAAUGGCGCCCGCUGCACCGUCUCCUGCGACCGCGGCUACGUGCUCCAGAUCCACCGGGACGAUGACAUCAUCAAAACCCAGUCGGACACCACGGUGACCAUCACGUGCGCUGACGGGAAGUGGAACAAGCAGGUGUCCUGUGAGCCCGUGGACUGCGGCCUGCCCGAUAAAUACCACGUGCACCCAGCCAUCUUCCAGUUCCCUGAGGGCACCACCUACGGCAAGCAAUGCACCUUCCAGUGCAAGGAGCCUGCACAGCUUGUGGGCAUGAAUAACACCCUUACAUGCAUGGAGGAUGGGCUCUGGUCCUUCCCGGAGGCCCUGUGCCAGUUACGCUGCCCGGCGCCCCCGCCUGUGCCCCACGCCACACUGCAGACCAAGCGGUGCGCCACCAACGGCCUCAAAGUCGGCUCCCUCUGCAAGUACAAGUGUGAGCCGGGAUACCAUGUGGCCGGGCGGCCCAAGAGACGGGCUUUCAAGCGGCAGUGUACGGAGGACGGCAGCUGGCUGGAAGGCUCGUGCGAGCCAGUCACCUGCGAGCCACCCCCGGCCAUCUUCUACGGGGCCUACCAGUGCACCAACGGCUUCCACUUCGACAGCAACUGUUGGAUCGACUGCGACGGCACCAGCAGCAGGGACAACCACACGGUGAGACUGCAGGCUCCAUGCAAGCAGGGCCCAAGCAGCAACAUCAUCCGAUGCAAGAAAGACGGAAAUUGGACGGGAUCUUUCAAACUCUGCCCUCAAGUUAAAGGACAGUGUUCUCUCCCGCAGAACCUCAACCCUAACGUUCGUGUCAGCUGUAAAAAGGGCCACGGAAUAGGGGAGGAGUGCGAGCUAACGUGCAAGGACAGCAACAGCAACGUGGUCAUCCUGCAUGGCAAUGUGACGACUGACCUCAUCAUGCGGCAACACUGGACAAACCCUCCCAAAGUCAAGAGCAUUGUUUGUACCAUGGGCCUGCGGUGGUACCCUCACCCAGAAUACCUGCACUGCAUCAAAGGCUGCGAGCCCUUCAUGGGAGACAACUAUUGUGAUGCCAUUAACAACCGCGCCUUCUGCAACUACGACGGAGGAGACUGCUGCCAGUCCACGGUGAAGACGAAGAAGGUGAUCCCAUUCCCCAUGUCCUGCGACAUUCGAGACGACUGUGCCUGCCGGGACCCUGACGCCCAGGAGAACAGGGACCGGGGCCGGGCGCGCUCGCUGGGCUGAGCCGCGUGGGGGGGCUCCCCGCUCGCCCCGGGGGUGGGGAGGGGGAAACCCGCCGGGAGAGCCACAUUAUCCUCCCGACAUGCUGCUUCCAGGAGAGCCUCUCCGCUCAUACUGCACCUUCUCACCCCCCGCCCGCCACUGCCCACCUUCUCACCAGGAACCGCCGAACGAGGACUCUGCGUGGCAGAGAGCAGCAUUCGCCAAGACGGGGAAAAUGGACGAAUGGGGGAAUGCUGUCUCAACAGCUGAACCAGCGAAAGACGGGGAGGGGGGUUAAAGGGAUCUGCGGAGACAGAGGAUAACUGGGAUGUUCCGAGCGCGAGUCCAGAGAGCAUGCAGACGUGUAGUUUGGUCCCUGCUUUAUAUUUCAUUGUUACAACUGAACAAUAACCUCAUUUUCAUUAAGAGUACAGGAUAGCACCAAAGCCCCAAAUAAAGUGUUUUUAGUGUAUUUUUUUUCUCAAAGUGGUAUUGAAGGUACAGGUCCAGGCCAGCUGGGAUUACUUAUGAUCUUGUGCUGUUGCAUAUGACCUUUGAUCUUUACCCCCAGGUGACUGCGAUGAGGUCGUCUCGACCUCCAGUGUCUCUUGCUUAUCCAUCACAGGAAAGUGGUUAAGAUUCAGGGAUCUAGAUGCUGAUCUGGAUUGUGAUUGUACACCGGUGAGAAGGGGAGGGCCGAGGUGGAGGGGGUUUGAGGCAAGGGUCCCCACAGUAUGUCUGUGGCCGGGUUAGGAGGGUACUAGCACAGCUGGGCCGUGUCAGAGGAAUAAAACUUUCCGGAAGCUGGAAGAGGGAUUGGAGACAGCUAGCAACCAUUCCAAGUGAAAGCGGAAGAGAAAUGGAAAGGGGGGGGAGGGGUGAUUAAGGAUGAGAGGUGGCAAAGACAGGAGGGUUGGCGGCGGGGCAUUCUGGGUAAUCUGUGAUGACGCGGCUGUGGUGCUGCUGCAUUCGCCAACAUGCGCCAUGAGACCAACUGCGUCCUGCCAGACCAUGUAGUGUUCUAACCACAUAGAGUUCAGUCCGCUGGCGAUCUAGCCUCUGAUCUGGGCACAUCUGUGCUCACCUCUAAAAGUAUUUGCUACACUCUCACCAAACAGCGUACAGUAUUACACUUUUUCACUAUCUCACUCGCACACAUGCGCGCGCAUACUUAGCUGCAGCCCUCAACACUUCAGAUUCCUCAAGGGUAUUCGCGAUUCUGUCUCCUACCCCCCCAAACUACCCCCCCCACCCCCAUCAAUCUGGUCGCACAACCACUUGUUGGGCAGUCUGGCCUCACCCGAAGGCCUCCGCGAGUCACCUGUUUGUUAGCUGUUCAUGUUUGCUGUCGGCUGUGAAUAGCUAUGUGUGUCAUUCCAAACCAGCCGCCAAUCUAUGACUUGUUCAUGCCAAACGAUGAGACGCAGAGGGAAAAAAGACCUAGAACAAAAUCCAAAACAUAAAAUGAGGGGCUGAAAAAACACCUUAUGCCAGAGAAACAAAAGAAGAUAAUUUUCUAUUGAUGUUUUAUGUAGUAAUUCCGGUUGUGUGUAUCACAUUACAUAUGUUACCAUAUUACUGUAAGUACGAAGGAAUGCGCUAAACAGAGUAUAUAGUUUUAAAUUUUUAUUUGUAUUUUUUAUUUUUAUUUUUUUUUUUUACAAAAUACUUAUAUUUAAUCAGUAUUCUUAUCAUUGAUCUCAGUUACUGCACUUGUUUUUUUAAUAUCAUUUAUGAAAAAAAGAAAAAAAAAACAAAAAGUCUACUUUAAAAAGCUGCUAUGGUCUGACAGGUAAUAUUAAAUGUGUAAUAUAUUUUAUGUCACUUAUUUUAUAGUGCUAUUAUGUUUUCUUUUAAAUUUGUUGUUACUUUUGUUCUGCUUGCUGUGCACCUGAAUUUAUACGUUGGAGUAUUUUCAAAGGUGAGAUGAAAGGCCGCAUAGAACGGACAUAAGGCUUAGAGAUGUGUACAAUAACACAAAUAUGGAGUCAGAUAUUUGGACAGUUAUACUGUCAUUUCAGUAAUCAUGAUUAGGCCGUGGAAAGAUGACAUUCAUUCUGCUUGGUGUGAUUCUGUUAAUUCACUUCUAUUGUAUCUGGUUACUGUAUUUGAUUUUCUUUAUAGCACCCUAUUUCUCUGAAAACACACAGAAAAUAUUGUACAAAAAAUCUACAAACUAUAGAAAGAGGACAUUUUAUAAACACAAUGUGCAGAAUGGUUUUGCCCAGACAAAAUGAUACAGCGAGCAGAUGAAUACCACGUAAUAUAGGUAGAAACUUCAAAAGAUCAAAUGUAAUUUGCUUCAAAUGUAAUUUAAUUCCAGUUAAGAUUGUUUUUCGCCCCACGUAUAGCUCUUGUUAAUGGAACCGUAUUAUAUUGACAUUGUUAAAAAUAUGUUACGAGAAAUCACUGCUUUCUAAAAGUAUGAAGUAUUACCCUGGGCGAAAAAAAACUACACAACUAGAGUAUGUGCUCAUAUUGAUGGAAAUACGGUAAUCUAAUAUCAAUGUAUUAAAAGGACUGCUUUUCGAAUGACCACACAGCCACAUUUCCUCUUGCGGUUGUUUGCAUCCGGUUUCCUCUGACUACAUCACAGUAGUCUCCGCAACAACAGACCAAAACUGUGACCUGUCAGUCUCAGCGUAAACGUGAGAGUGAAUUUCAUCAUAUCGCGACUGCUCCUGUGAAACACACAACUUGUAAUUUAGAUUGUCUGUUGUGUUUUUUUUUUUAUUAUUAUUUCUUAGAACUGUAUGGUACUGGGCACCUUUCUGAAGCCAUAAAACCACGUUAGGAGUUGAAUGUUGAAUCAAUAUUCAGAUGAUAUUAUUUCAGAAAAAAAGGAAUAUGUUAACAGUCUACUGUAAACAUCAUAUGAUUUUGUUUUAUUCUUUUUUUACUGUACCUCAUGCCUGUAAUGUUUGCUGCUUCUAUAUUUAGGUAUCGUUGUAAUUUAAAUCUCUUAGCAAUAUAUAAUGGUGUAAAUAGUAGAAUUAUUUAUUAAGAAUGUCAUACUUUUAAGUUAUAUUCUCAGUGUUCAUCUAAAUUAUUUUUUACUUUGCUGUUAAAAACCAACUUUCUUGGUACGAUUGGAACUAGUUUUAAUUUUUUUUCUUCCCCUCUUGUCCCUCUCUAUUCUUUUAUCAUUAUAUAUAUAUAUAUAUAUAUAAAAAUAUAUAUCUUUUUUUUUGGUCAUGAAAUGUAGGUCUAACCUUACUGCACAAAAAAAGAAAAAGAUGUCCCACCAAAUCACGGGGAUGAAGUGUGCUGCUCUUUCCGUAAAGUUUUAUAUGAUUCUUUCCAGUGAUUUGAUGAAUAUUGUACUUUGUCUUUGUUGUUGCAUAUAGUGUGCAAGAGUCUGUCUAUUUAUACAAAUACAG